This is a messenger RNA of Lathyrus oleraceus (garden pea), 1560 nucleotides long. RefSeq lists its product as uncharacterized. The record is from RefSeq and is a predicted model, not a curated record. Gene Ontology annotation, biological process: biosynthetic process. The transcript is spliced from 2 exons. Gene Ontology annotation, cellular component: cytoplasm. Gene Ontology annotation, molecular function: pyridoxal phosphate binding; L-kynurenine:2-oxoglutarate transaminase activity. Bases 130 to 1317 code for a protein of 395 amino acids. Lineage: Eukaryota; Viridiplantae; Streptophyta; Magnoliopsida; Fabales; Fabaceae.
CCAUUAAUAUAGGGUGAUUAUUUUACAUCACCCAAACCACGUUGUCAUAUAUAAAUCGAAUAUUUUGCACAGCAUUAUCUCUACAACACAAUCCCACAAUUCUCAUAUCUUUCAUUCAUUGCUGCUUCCAUGUCCAUUGAGAAUCACACUCAAAACCAUCCUUUGCAGGUUGCAAAGCGGUUAGAGAAGUUGAAAGCAACAAUUUUCACCCAAAUCAGUAAGCUUGCCAUCAAACAUGGAGCUGUUAAUCUAGGUCAGGGUUUUCCCAAUUUCGAUGGUCCGGAUUUUGUAAAGGAAGCAGCAAUUCAGGCAAUCAGGGAUGGGAAAAAUCAGUAUGCACAGGGUUAUGGAGUUCCAGACCUCAGCAUUGCCAUUGCUGAGAGGUUUAAGAAAGAUACUGGACUAGUAGUAGACCCUGAAAAUCAAGUUACUGUUACAGCGGGUUGCACAGAAGCAAUUGCUGCAACUGUAUUAGGAUUAAUAAAUCCUGGUGAUGAGGUUAUUCUGUUUGCUCCGUUUUAUGAUUCUUAUAUUGCCACUUUAUCCAUGGCUGGCGCGGAUAUAAAAAGCAUAACGCUGCGCCCUCCAGAUUUCGCUGUCCCGAUUGAUGAGUUGAAGUCGACAAUCUCAAAGAACACUCGUGCAAUUCUUUUAAAUACCCCUCACAAUCCUACAGGGAAGAUGUUCACUAGAGAGGAGCUCAAUACCAUUGCAUCUCUAUGCAUUGAGAAUGAUGUCUUGGUUUUCACCGAUGAAGUUUAUCAUAAGUUGACAUUUGAUAUGGAACACAUUUCAAUUGCUUCUUUGCCCGAAAUGUUUGAGCGGACUGUGACGAUGAACUCGUUAGGGAAGACAUUCUCCUUGACAGGAUGGAAGGUUGGAUGGGCCAUAGCACCGGAACACUUAUCAUGGGGAAUGCGACAAGCUCACACGUUCCUCAAUUUCACAAUUGCAACUCCUUUGCAGUGUGGUGCAGUGGCAGCUCUUCGAGCACCAGACUCUUACUAUGCGGAUCUAAAGAGGGAUUAUAUAGCAAAGAAAACUAUUUUGGUGGAAGGUUUGAAGAGUGUUGGAUUCAAGGUUUUCCCAUCCAGUGGAACCUUCUUUGUGCUUGCAGAUCACACCCCUUUUGGAUUUGAAAAUGAUGUUGCAUUUUGUGAAUAUCUAAUUAAGGAGAUUGGGGUGGCGGCAAUACCUUGCAGUGUGUUUUACUUGAAUCAAGAAGAGGGGAAGAAUUUAGUCAGAUUCACUUUCUGCAAGGACGAGGAAACUCUUAAGGCCGCCAUCGCGAGGAUGAAGGAGAGGCUUAGAAAAUAAUUUUUAUGCAUGACCGGAUAAUGUGAUUCAUAUAUAAAUAAAGGACAUUUUCCUUUCAAUUAUCCCAAAAGCUUUUUGUUAUGUAGGAGUACAAACUCAGGAUGUCAUCAAUAGUUUGAACUUGUUUUCUAUAGUUUGUAUAGCCUAUACAGUAUAGGCUCUGCAUUGUUGUUUUUGCACUUAUAAGUCAAUUUUGUACCUAACUUGUAUUACAGGAUUUGAAUAUGAACUUUUUUCAAGUUA